AGGGCUGCUGCUGGAUGUAACUUUUAGCUGCCUGUCUCUCACGAGUUGGAGAGUUUUAUGAGCUUUUCACUUCAUUGGAAACCGACAGACCUGUCAAAACUGGGUGUGCUUCCAAAAGCUGUCGAGGAGUUUAAUGCUCUUAACAAGGUCUUAACAAACAAUGUCUUUAAUUUUCAGGCUUUAGAGCCUCCCCUCCAUACCUUCCCUGCACUUUUAAAUCUGGGCAGCCCGUCUGGACGGUCUCCUUUGUCCUUCUCAUAUUGUUAGACGCGUGCCAUCUGCUCCAUGUUAUUAUUAUAGGCGGCUUUAGAUUUAAAGCGACUUCUGCUGCUCCCUUUCGCCCGCACUUUAGUCUCAGGAGCUUUCCAAACAUAGUCCAGCGUGUAUUUCUUCAUAACCUAGACGAGGCACCUCCACUUGUAGCUUCUUUUUGUGCCUCCAAAUGUUCCUAAAAUUAACCAGAGCCUGUGUUUUAACAUAACGGUGUAUGGGUAGCUGGUGACGUCAGCGUCCCAGCAAGAGUCUCAUUUUUUUGUAGGGCAGCCUGUGGAAAGAAAUCAACCAGGAUGCUUCUGACUCUCAGUCCGGACUGCUGCAAACCCCGCCGCUCAGACUGUCCAUGCAGGAGGCUCGACUAAAUGUGAAAGGUUUGCCGGACUAUGUUUCGAAGAGCGGUGGCGUUCAAGAGAGUCGACGAUGAAAACGUGGACUCCGGAGCUGAAACUGCCGAAUCUGACUACUGCAGGAUGUCGUCGUCGGGCAUUGAGUUCAUGAGCAGUCGGGUGAAGCAGCAGCAACGGCAGCGACAGCAGCCGCUCCUGCCUAUAAACUUGCAUCUGCUGGCCAAUCCAGGAGACUCACUGCUGCUGCAGCACACCCUGGAUCGCCUCCUUCGCUGGCUCUGCCCAAGCCUUCGCAUCUUCCAUGUGUCAGAGAGGGCCUCCCCAUUAAGAAAUUACACCCGCCUCUCUCCUGUGGCAGGUUACCCUUCUCUGGCCAUCACUUUCUUCCUCCAUGAGGCGUAUGGAGAGGAGCGAAUCCUCAAAGUGCUGGACUUCUUUCAGCGUCCGCCCUGGCAGUACCAUCACACCGAGAGCUGCGGCAAACGAACUGGAGGGAUCCACAUUACCUCCAGCAGCUCCCCCAACAAUGCCCUGAUGCGGCCCUACCUCCUGCCAAGCAGAGACUUCUACAGUUUGGGUGCAGGGAUGCCAGUGUGGGGCGUUCGUCCGGUGCACUGUGGAGGAGAAAUAUUGCGUGUGACACUGUACAGCGGAUAUGACAACUAUGAGGAUGCUGUGCGGCUCUAUGAGACCGUGCUGCAGCGACAGGCAGAGGAGCAGAAGACAGGCUUUUGCUGGUUCACUCUCCAUAGUGAGCCUGGGCUGUGCCUGCAGCUGGCUAUAAAACAGUUGUCACCAGGGGUCCGGGUGGAGCCCUGCAGCUCUGCCGUGCUGCAGUUCAGUGUGGAAGAAAUUGGCCAGUUAGUCCCUUUGUUGCCCAACCCCUGUACCCCUAUCAGCACUACACGCUGGCAGACAGAAGACCUGGAUAGCAAUAAGGUUCUCUUCCAGGUGAAAACCCCAGCUCAACCUCAGCGACCUCUGACCUGUGCUUUCCCCCUGCCCUGCCCCAGCGUGUCCCCUCGAGGUAUGCAACUCAGGAGCUCAGGACAGUCCCCCUGCAGCCUUACAACGCCCCUGCCCUGGCAAACACACCGGCAAGGCCACAGACCACACAGUGACCCUCUCCUGGAAAAGCUUCAUGGAGGAGGUGGUGGAGCAGAGAGUCUGGGAUCAGGAAGCUGCUGCAGCACUCCUCCAGGCAGCUCCUGUUACUCAUCCCAACGCAGCAGCCCCGCACCACCCUCAACCACCAAUUACCCUGACUCUCCGCUGCGCCCCUCCAUCACCCGUUCUCUUUCCCAUCUCCUCUUGGAAGAGGACGAGGAGGAGCCAGAGACCAACGUAGACACGGGAGUCCCCAUUUCACUAUCAUACUCUGACACAACCGUCAAAACAAUUGGCCGCUCUUCCUCCAUGGACUGUUCAGUGUAUUUCCGCUCUGAGAGACCUGCAGCUGUCGGGGCUUCAGCUGGUGAGAGUCUGGCCAAGGAGCUGAUUGAAUGUCUGCCACAGACACUCCUGCACCCUCACAGCGCCUCAAGGACAUGGGGUCCUGGUGGCCGUACAGAUGCAGCCAGGAUGGGCUGUGGUAGCAGGACUGUGGCUGCAGGACAAAGCCCCUCCAAAGGGCUUGUGGUGGAGAACAGGACUACUGCUGAGCUUCUCUCAGCACUCACAAACAAUGAGGAGCCAGUUGAUGAGUUUUUUAUCUAAAUUCCUGCCACCAUGCUGCAUGCAGUGGUGAUAAUCAGUUUAAUUUAAAACAUAGAAUGGUUGGAUGAGAAACCCUUUGAAGAAGUGAUGCGGGACACCGCUGUGGAGUACAGAAGAACCAAAGUUCAGCUGCAGGUGACACUUUCCACUCAGAAGUGUUAUAGGUUUUUGGCCUUAUUCAGACCAAAUCAGGCAUUGAGGCAAAACUGCCAGUCCUCCCAUUCAUGUUGACUGUGGGUAAUUGCCACAUUGCCUGAUUUGUUUGGCUUUUCCACAAUAUAUAAACAGUAAUUGUCCAAAUCCUACUCUAACAGACCUGUAGACAGAGAGGCACACAGUGAGUGAUGUUUUAAAUCAGUGCUGGUAAUAAUAUUGUUGAGUGUUUAAAUUCUUUUACACUUAGAUCCAACUAAUGAUUUGUGCAGCUAUUGUGCUAAAAUGUAGCCCUGUGAAUAGAAAAACAUGUCUCUGUAUGAGGUGUUACAGUUGGGGUACUAGUGCCAGUCUGGGCUUCGUAACAUCUUAAUUUACAAAUGCCUUUUAAACAUAUGAAGAUGAUCUCAGUGUGAAGCCAGUCUUUGGUGUCUCUGCUGAUCAUGAUUAGAAAUCUGCUUUAGUCUGAUUGCUCUCACCUUGCAGCAGUCUCAGUCUGUGUUACAGGUUUUGCAUCGCCCUAGUCCAGCCCUGUGGCUUUUGAUUACAUUUGUUUGAACCCACUUCAGCUGAUCCAUGCUCUAAUGUUUGUGUUACAGUGUAUAAGUGGUGGACUAGACCUGACCAAAUUACUGUGUUAAAGAGGACUAGAUAUUCUCACAUGAUUAUUUUCAUCUUCAGAUAUCCUAGAGGUAAAUGGUUUUCUUAAUUACUUAAAGAUAACAUUUGGACAGAAAAUCCUGUGUGUAAUAUAUGUUUUUAUAUUAAUCUAAUGAGGAGUGUGUAAUGUGUCCGUAGCAUGAGACCUCAGAAAUGUUAAUUACUGUAAGGCCGCCCACAGGAAGCUGCUUAGGGAUCAGCAGACAGAUUAACUGAAGUGAAAACUUAGCUAAUACAUCAUACUUUAUAUUGGACUGAUCAGUACUAACAGAUGGUAGUUACACCAACAACAUUUUUGCACAGUGCCUGUAACCGUUGAAUAUAGCUGUUUAGAGACAAGUCUGAUAAAAGAUAAUAUUGUUACAUGUGAGGAAGUGACAGUACUAUGCAUUUAAUUAGCAAUCUCAUGACUCGGGCUGACUAGUCACUCCUAUAACAUUGAUUUAGCAUCUUCUCCUGCUAACGAAAACUUUCAGUUGUGGCCAAAUCCAACCCACUACCAGAUAAAGCUGUGUUUGGUAUUCACUUGUGUUGCAUGUGUAUUUUGGCCAGUGUUUGUUCAAUGCAUAUGAGGAGGUCUAGUUUAACAGGAUGCUGUGGGCGUGCAGGGCAGCUCAGUUGUGUGAAUGUGUUUAACUGUUUACUGUAGUUUGGGUGUUACUGGAAAAAAAAGCGAACAUGCUGACUCAGAGAGCAUCAACUGUGAGGUUCCUCAUGUUCAGUGAUCCAGAGAAAUGUUGUCAGGCUUUAGUAUAAAAAGAUAAAUGAAUAAAAAUGCUUUCUGUUACGGUCAGAUCAUGAAGGCCAACUGUGUGUCCUGACAGAUGUUUCCACAUAAUGUGACACUAUUGUCAGAUUUAAUUAGCUGCAGGAUUAAAGGCCUUUACAGUGAA
This is a messenger RNA of Acanthopagrus latus (yellowfin seabream), 4045 nucleotides long. RefSeq names its product protein FAM124B. Lineage: Eukaryota; Metazoa; Chordata; Actinopteri; Spariformes; Sparidae. Gene Ontology annotation, cellular component: nucleoplasm. The record is from RefSeq and is a predicted model, not a curated record. The transcript has 7 exons. Bases 660 to 2339 code for a protein of 559 amino acids.